This is a messenger RNA of Oncorhynchus mykiss (rainbow trout), 844 nucleotides long. NCBI's taxonomy places the organism in Eukaryota, Metazoa, Chordata, Actinopteri, Salmoniformes, Salmonidae. The record is from RefSeq and is a predicted model, not a curated record.
CUAAAAAAAAUACAAGUGGGAGUAUGAACGCUAUGAUUUGUCAACUCCAAGACCUACUGCCUUACAAAAACAUGAGUUUCGAACCGUGGCGUGACUACAUGAAGUUAGCUGACCUAGUGCGGGAGAUGCAGUUAGGCAAGUUCACCCCAGAACCGUCAACCGUUGAGGGUCAUGACUCCGGGAUAAGUUUGACCAUUGUGGAAUUUGAAGAGUUUCCGCCGCGAGCCUUGCUGUCACCGAUAACACCUGUGCCGACACCACCCCUAGGGCACGAAAUGGAACCCCUGGAAUCCGAAAUCUACCUCUUGCAUGAAGACGCUCCUUUAUGGCCGAGCAGCACCGAGGGUCCCGAGCCUCCUACAGCACCGUCCAGAUCCCCCGCUGGCACUUGGGGCCAGAGUGGGAGAAACACGCCGGAGGAGGUGCCAUCACUUGAGCGCAAGUUCUGCAGCUUCUGUAAACACAACGGGGAGUCUGAGUCGGUGUUUGUGUCCCACAGCCUCAAGAACCAGGAUGGGGACAUGAUGUGCCCGUACCUGCGGCUGUGUGUCUGCCCUCUCUGCGGGGCCACCGGGGCCCAAGCCGCCACCAAGCACAAUUGUCCCCUGGUCGACACCACCUACAGCUCUGUCUAUGUCACGCCCAGUGGUGUAAAGUACUUUAGUGAAAUACUUGAAAGUACUACUUAAGUAUUAAGUAGUUUUUGGGGUAUAUGUACUUUACUUGGGCUUACGAGUGGCGCAGCGGUGUAAGGCGCUUGAGGCGUCACCACAGACACCUUGGUUCGAAUCCAGGCUGUAUCUCAACCGGUCGUGAUUGGGAGUCCCAUAGGGUAUCGCACAAU